UAUUGAACCACAGACAAUGGACUAAAAAUCUCGAAAAAGGAUACGACAAAAGCUUGUCGUAGCCAGGCAACUCAGCACUCUUCAAUAUUUUGAAUAGUGCCCAAACGACAAAAAUGUUAUCAGAAAUUCAAACUAGUUUUAUCGAGAAUUCAAUUCUCUAUCGAUUGAGCUUAGAAUAAACUCUGUGAACUACUGAGCAGUGUCUUAUGUAUAAUGAAUGAAAGUGUCCGAUUUUAUCUGGGCCACCCGAUAUAUGAAAAAGACCUAAUUCGGAUCACGAAUCACUUCUCAACUACAAAGAAACACAGCUCAUUUUAACGAGGCGUGUCACCUGCAACUCGCAAAAAACGUAUUUUGGACACUUUUUACAAGAAGAAACGCAGUUUUCCUUUUCGCCUAACGUGUUAAAUUUAUCCUUGGAUACCGAAACCGCGAGUUCUUCCUUUUUGGACCAAAACAUCCACAUUUUCACUCGGCGGAAAACGCGCUUAAAAGUCCAAAUCGCGAGAAGUUUUUAGACCUCAUAGAAAAGCGCGUAUUUGUACGGUAGUUUCACUCCAACUAGCAGUAUCGAUGCUAUUCUAACUCACUCGUUUACAAUCUUUUCCUUUAGCCAGAUAAACCAAGACCAAACUGGUCGCAAACACCGGGUGCAGGAUUACCCUCAACAUCCGCAGCCCCACGGAAUGUUGCAACGUCGAAGCCACCACCAGGCGAUGCAACGACGGAGCAAGCACCCGGGAAGCCCUACAGUCCGCCAUUAUUUAGCGGACGGACUCCCCCGGG
Didymodactylos carnosus is the source of this 786-nucleotide messenger RNA. Lineage: Eukaryota; Metazoa; Rotifera; Eurotatoria; Philodinida; Philodinidae. The record is from the annotation of a GenBank genome assembly.